Messenger RNA from Psilocybe cubensis, 2316 nucleotides. RefSeq lists its product as uncharacterized. Gene Ontology annotation, molecular function: NAD+ binding. The record is from RefSeq and is a predicted model, not a curated record. Bases 1 to 2316 code for a protein of 771 amino acids. The transcript is spliced from 8 exons. NCBI's taxonomy places the organism in Eukaryota, Fungi, Basidiomycota, Agaricomycetes, Agaricales, Agrocybaceae.
AUGAAUAAUGAUACUUUACAGGGAUUUAGGGAGGCAUUCGCCAAUGCAAAGCAUAUCAUUGUUAUUGCUGGAGCGGGUCUUUCAGCAGCGUCGGGCAUUCCAACAUUCAGGGACGGGGGUGGUAUGUGGCGCUCUCUAGACGCAACCAGCCUCGCCACACCAGAGGCUUUUCACGAAAACCCUUCUUUAGUGUGGCAGUUUUAUCACUAUCGCCGGCAAAAGGCACUGCAAGCCGAGACUAACACGGCACAUAAAAUAUUGGCAAAAUUGGCAAUACCCCAUUAUUUGAAGAAGGUCGCGCCUGCCGCAAAGUCCAUGCAUCUAAUCACCCAAAACGUCGAUAGACUCUCCGUAAGGGCUUUGGAUGAUCUCGAGAAAGAACUUGAAGAACAGGGUCUCAAAGGUCCAAGCUACCGUGCGCGUACAGGUUCUGUUGUACAGAUGCAUGGGAAACUCUUUGAAGUUCAGUGUACCAAAUGCGACUGGCGCGCAGAAGAUUUCUCAACUCCUCUCUGCCCAGCAUUGGGACAUGUUGAAGCUAAUAUCCAGGACUACACAGAUGCUGGCUCCAAAAACCACGACAUUCCUAUUAGCUUGUUGCCCCACUGUCCUGAAUGUCAGGAGCUCGCAAGACCAGGUGUGGUUUGGUUUGGCGAAAAGCCUUACCAUCUUGACCAAAUAAAUUCUCUCGUUUUUAAGGCAGAUAUGUGUCUCGUCAUCGGGACCUCCUCAACUGUGCAUCCUGCGGCUGGUUACGCUUUUCGAGUUCGGCGUCGUCACGGACAUGUUGCCAUAUUCAACCUCUAUCCAAGUGAGAAGGACGAAAAUGCUUCUUCUCUUUUUCGUGGUGCAUGUGAGGAUAUUCUGCCACAGGUGUUUCCUGAGUUGGCAGAUCCAUAUCAAGCAUUGCCACAUGCCCCUCAGGAGUCUCGCACUGUUCGCAGAGGGGGGAAAAUGUUCGGUUUUCAGUGCCACCUUGACGGUGGGGUCAAAGACCUGCCUCCUAUCGAUUUCUCCUUGGCGUUGAUUAAAUGUUCCGAAGAAUACCACAACUCUACAAUGAAGUCUUACAUCCAAAAUGCUCAUAAUUUGACUUCGCCUUCCCAAGUGUGCAUUGUGGGUACUCAUAGAGAUUUAAUCGUGCAAGAUUAUGGCUGGGGCUACCUCGCAUCACGCAAGCAAUCAUCCAGAGCAACUUUCUACGACGGUACACCGUAUUUGCAACUCAAUUGCUUAGACAUUGACGACGUCCAAGUAGUUUGCGAAUAUAUCGUGGAUACAGUAACCGCAACUCCUGGUACACCUACGUCGCCUCGAAGUUUGUCGUUAUCAUCCAUUAUAUUUGAUAUAAAGCAUCAUGUUUUGGAUUAUGUUGCCAGAGUCUUCUCGCUUCCUAUUCCUAAUAAUGUCAAUUUAGAUAAACCUGAUGAUGGACAAUUAGAUGAUCAAGCUGUUGACCAUCUUCUUUCGUCCUCAUAUGCAGACACUUGGAGGGAAGGCUUGAGAACGAGGGUCAAAAGUAAUUGGCCAACUCGAGCUAUGCCAACACAUAGAAUUUCUCAGAAUGUAAUUGUCAAACGCAACGACAAAAAUGAGAGGGAUGCUACCGACUAUAUCCGUCUCCACACACACAUUCCUGUUCCUCAGAUCUAUCACCGCAACCUAGAAAAUUGGACAGCGUUUCAAUUCAUCGAAGGAGAGAUGCUGCUAGAAUGUUUGCACAAAAAAAGUCUCUUCAUGCAAUUUCGCAUUGCCUGCACUCUACGACUCUAUCUUACCCAACUUCAUUCUUUGAAAGGUUUUGCUCCUGGAAGACUGCAUAACCCUGGGGUGGUUUCUGGGCCACUUUUCGACAAUUCUGCCCGAGGACCAUUUCAUCCCUUUUCCUCUUUUCAGGCCUGGUGUGAAGUGGUUGCGCUUCAAGGAUGGGCCGACACGGUGGCAUACCAAAAGACGUUGGGAAUGCCUCAGCAGUUGCCACUCGAGCCACCGACAGGAAAGCCCUGGAAAUUAAAUUACGCACAUGGCGAUCUGAACUUUGCCAACAUCAUCCUGUCCAAAGACGGGGUAUUAUGGCUGGUAGACUGGGCAGAGAGUGGGUUCUAUCCUCGCGGAUAUGAUGCCGCUGUACUUGCUUAUUUUGAAGAAGGUCCAUCAUUCUGGCAGCGCAUGCGAUCUUUCAUAGCAGGGUCAGAAGGAGGCCUAACGCAUGAUAGAUUUUGGUCCUUCUUUCAUUCUGGUCUAUGCCGCCGCUUCCUUUCUGAUUAUGUCUAUGGUGUCUGUCUAGGCCCGCCACAAGUGCCACGGGAUACGUAG